Macadamia integrifolia is the source of this 879-nucleotide messenger RNA. RefSeq names its product probable pre-mRNA-splicing factor ATP-dependent RNA helicase DEAH3. Lineage: Eukaryota; Viridiplantae; Streptophyta; Magnoliopsida; Proteales; Proteaceae. The record is from RefSeq and is a predicted model, not a curated record. Gene Ontology annotation, cellular component: intracellular anatomical structure. Gene Ontology annotation, molecular function: RNA binding.
CCUGAAAUACUUCGCUCAAAUCUGGCAAACACUGUACUGACCUUGAAGAAGCUUGGCAUUGAUGAUCUUGUCCAUUUCGAUUUCAUGGACUCACCUGCGCCAGAAGUAUUGGAUGUCUUGAACUACUAGGGUGAAUUAACUGAAGAAGGGAACCUGACUAAACUGGGGAAGAUCAUGAGUGAAUUCCCUUUGGAUCCUCAGAUGUCAAAAAUGCUUAUUGUGAGUUCCGAAUUCAACUGUUCCAAUGAAAUCUCUGUUUCAGCAAUGCUAUCAGUACCCAAUUGCUUUCUUCGGCCUAAGGCUGAUCGGAGAGCUGCAGACCAAGCAAAAGCUCGAUUUGCACAUAUUAAUGGAGAUCAUCUCAUCCUUUUGAAUGUGUAUCACGAAUACAAGAAAAACAAGGACGACCCUCAAUGGUGUUACGAGAAUUUCAUCAACCAUAAGGCUCUCAAGGCUGCUGAUGAUGUGAGGCAACAAUUGGUUCUCAUUGUGGCAAGGUUCAAUCUGAAGCUACCUAGCAUAGAUUUCAUGAGCCAUGACUACUACACCAACAUAAGGAAAGCUACGUUGGCCUGGUAUUUCACGCAGGUUGCACAUCUUGAGAGUUCUGGACCUUCUUCUGGUCGCUAUUUGACUAUGAAAGACGGUGAACAGGUUGAUCUUCAUCCUCAGAGUUCAAACUGCACUGAUCGAAAGCCAGAGUGGGUGAUUUACAACGAGUAUGUAAUGAUGUCUGGGAAAUUUAACCGAACAGUUACAGAUGUUUGUGGGGAAUGGCUGUUGGACAUAGCACCGGACUACUAUGAACUUUCUAAUUUUCCGUGUGAGGCUAGGCGUGUUCUUGAGAAGCUUUACAAGAAGCAAGCUACAGAUCUGUGA